UGACAGACACAUAGUGCAGUGCCCCUUCCACAGUCGACACCAAUCUUCUUCUCUCUCGUUUUGGGCACCAUGAAAACCAAUCACCCAAAGCUUAAGACCCAUCUCUUUUCUUGUGGGUUUUUCCGCCAUUGCACCCAAUCCGAUCUCAGCCCCACCAGUUCCCCUCUCUCUCCCUCUCACCCCCCACCACCACCACCACCACCACAACCACAACCACAACCCGACUCCUCCUCCUCUUCUUCCUCAACUUCCCAAAGCUUCACUCAGUGGAGGUUCCCACUCCCCAACCCUGGGCCUGACCCGCCACCCGAAACCACCCUCCCGUCCGACCCACCUCCACUACCACCACCCAUUCCCUGCACCCAACUACAGGAACUCUUCCACGUAGCGGAGCUCCAGAUCAACACCGGGUCAGACCCGGACCGGCUCUCCGCUCUCCAUCUCCUGGAGCGCUCGCUCGUGCCUAACCCGCCAUCCGACCCGGAAUGCCCACCGGAGCUCAUGCGAGGGGUAGUGGGGAAUUUGAAAACCAAAACGGGAGCGAAGCCCGCGACGAAAAUUCUGCUAGCGCUUUGUUUAGCGGAGGGCAACCGCCACGUGGCGGUGGAGGCAGGGGCGGUCUCCGCGGUGGUGGAGGCGGCGCCCGAGCUCGACGACGCGGAGGCGGAGCGUGCACUAGCGGCCCUCGAGCUCAUGUGCACCGUGCCGGAGGGCGCGGCGGAGGUGCGAGCACAUGCGCUGGCGGUGCCGGUGAUGGUGGCCAUGAUGGGGAGGAUAGCGGCGCGUGCCAGGGAGUACGCGAUCAGCGUGCUGGCGGUGAUCUACGGGGAUGGUGGUUCGGGUAUAGACGUGGCGCCGCCGGAGGAGGUGGCGCGUGCGGUGGUUUUGGCCUUGCGAGGGGAUUGUAGUGUCAGGGGGAAGAGGAAGGGUGCGCUGCUAUUGAAGGCGCUUGAGGAGAACUGACGGACGGCGUCGAUUUGUCUGUUUUGAUGAAGGGGUCACAACUCACAAGUCACAGCUCGUUUCGGAGAGUCCGGUCAAGUUGCUUGGGUGACUGACUGACUGACUGAUCAGCCAAUAAUAGCCAUGACAUGUCAGUGUUGGAAAGUGAAGCAGUCUUUUUUGCAUGUGUGAACUUGGGGUGUUCGUUCCAUCAUAUGCAUGUUAGUGUGAAACGACUUUGUUUAUUAAGCUUCCAAUUUCUUAUUCAA
Molecule: messenger RNA, 1211 nt
Organism: Alnus glutinosa
Lineage: Eukaryota; Viridiplantae; Streptophyta; Magnoliopsida; Fagales; Betulaceae
Product: U-box domain-containing protein 26
Exons: 1
Coding region: 70-963 (297 amino acids)
Source: RefSeq, a predicted model, not a curated record